AUGACCCUCAAGCUCAAGCCCAGUCCCUCCCCACCCGCGUCGCCCUUCUCAUGGGAUCUCGCGCCCGGCACGCCUCCACCACCACACACUGAACGGCCGCCGUCGCCACCCACGUCGUGGCUGUCCGCGCGCGAUAUGAAGACGUUCGGCGCGGAACCACUGGUCCUCGAAAUAGGCAUCGUCAAGUGCAAGGACUGUCUCAAGCCUGUCUUGCGGAGCGCCAUCGCAGACCAUGCAGAUAACUGCGUGAAGAUCCGGAGCGGUGGAAAGAAGAAUGGGACGAAGGGCAAGGCAGCCGAGGUCGAGGAGAAGAAGGGGAAGAAGCGCAAAGCAGAGGACGAGGUUCCCAACGCCGAUGACCCUGCCACUGCUCCGAAGACGAAGAAGCAGGCUCGCACGCGCGUGAAGGGCCCCGUCGACUUCGACAAGCAGUGCGGUGUCAUCAACGACAAGGGUCUCCCAUGUUCUCGCUCUCUCACCUGCAAGUCGCAUUCGAUGGGCGCGAAGCGCUCCGUACAGGGUCGCUCCAAAAACUACGACGAGCUCCUCCUCGACUGGAAUCGCGCGAACAACCCGAACUGGGUCGAACCCGUCAAGAAGGAGACCAAGGCAGAGAGGAAGGAGCGCAAGGAGAAGGAGAAGGCCGAGAAGAAGAGGCUCGCGAUGGAGGCUGCUGCGGCCGCUGGGGUCGACAAGAAGAGUGCUGCUACUGCCGCAGGAGGGACGGUGAAGAAGGGAAAGAAGCCAUCCACGACCGCCGCCGCCGCCGCUGCCGCAGUGUCCAUUGCAGCUCACGUCGGUCCCACAGACGACGUGUACGAGAACCCUGACGAUGUCGACUCCGAGGCGGAACUCGACUCGCUUAUUCGAGCGGUUCGAGUCUCGCAUGACAGGGCCAUCAUCGGUACCCCUUUGGCCGUACCCUGUGAUACGAGUUCAUGGUUCGUGGGUCGGCGGGAAAGACUACGGACUUGUAACCAGCUUCUUGCGAAUGCCCUCAUGCCUACUCGAAAUGCGUCAGUAUCUGUCGGAGGGAGGCUGGCCUGA
Epithele typhae is the source of this 1047-nucleotide messenger RNA. Its product is annotated as SCA7-domain-containing protein. The record is from RefSeq and is a predicted model, not a curated record. The transcript has 3 exons. The coding region runs from base 1 to 1047 and encodes 348 amino acids. NCBI's taxonomy places the organism in Eukaryota, Fungi, Basidiomycota, Agaricomycetes, Polyporales, Epitheliaceae. Gene Ontology annotation, biological process: RITS complex assembly; regulatory ncRNA-mediated heterochromatin formation; regulation of transcription by RNA polymerase II. Gene Ontology annotation, cellular component: SAGA complex.